Messenger RNA from Arvicola amphibius (Eurasian water vole), 1784 nucleotides. It is a transcript of the gene Pdgfa, whose product is annotated as platelet derived growth factor subunit A. Gene Ontology annotation, molecular function: growth factor activity; platelet-derived growth factor receptor binding. Bases 428 to 1063 code for a protein of 211 amino acids. Gene Ontology annotation, cellular component: membrane. Gene Ontology annotation, biological process: platelet-derived growth factor receptor signaling pathway; positive regulation of cell migration; positive regulation of phosphatidylinositol 3-kinase/protein kinase B signal transduction. The record is from RefSeq and is a predicted model, not a curated record. The transcript has 8 exons. NCBI's taxonomy places the organism in Eukaryota, Metazoa, Chordata, Mammalia, Rodentia, Cricetidae.
GGGAAGCGGCCCGAGCGCCGGGCGGGGGCCGGGCCGGCUCUCAUGCCCUUUUUGGCGCAGCAGCUCUGGGCGCUGCCCUUUACUGCCGCUGGGGCCCGAGAGAGAGGCGAGCCGGAGACGGCCGUGCUUCUGCAGCGGCCUCCUCCCCUCCCCGCCCGGUGCCGCAGGAUUGCAGCUGGCACUGAAGGGUGGGCAAGCUCGAGGGAGGGGCGCUCCGGGAGCCCCGGCGCCUGUGGGCUCCGAGCCGCGGGCGCCGAGCUUGGAUGCAUUUAGCUGCCUGCGUGAGCGCGUGUGUGGCCACUGCAGUGGCGGUGGCGGCCGGGCCCGAUCUGGCCCGCGAGACCCCUGCGCGCUUCCGAGGAGCCCGGCUGGAGAGCCCGCCCCGCGGCCUCGCCUCCCUGCCGAGCUUCCAGCGCCUCGGGACGCGAUGAGGACCUGGGCUUGCCUGCUGCUCCUCGGCUGCGGAUACCUCGCCCAUGCCCUGGCCGAGGAAGCCGAGAUACCCCGAGAGCUGAUUGAGCGGCUGGCUCGAAGUCAGAUCCACAGCAUCCGGGACCUCCAGCGACUCUUGGAGAUAGACUCCGUAGGGGCUGAGGAUGCCUUGGAGACGAGCCUGAGAGCCCAUGGGUCCCACACCAUUAAGCAUGUGCCCGAGAAGCGGCCUGUGCCUAUCCGCAGGAAGAGAAGUAUUGAGGAAGCCAUUCCUGCAGUUUGCAAGACCAGGACGGUCAUUUACGAGAUACCUCGGAGCCAGGUGGACCCCACAUCGGCCAACUUCCUGAUCUGGCCCCCGUGUGUGGAGGUGAAGCGCUGCACCGGCUGCUGCAAUACCAGCAGCGUCAAGUGCCAGCCCUCAAGGGUCCACCACCGCAGUGUCAAGGUGGCCAAAGUGGAGUAUGUCAGGAAGAAGCCAAAAUUGAAAGAGGUCCAGGUGAGGUUAGAGGAACACCUGGAGUGUGCGUGUGCGACCUCCAACCUGAACCCAGACCAUCGGGAGGAGGAGACGGGAAGGCGUAGGGAAUCAGGUAAAAAGCGGAAAAGAAAAAGGUUAAAACCCACCUAAGGCGGCCAACCAGAUGUGAGGUGAGAUGAGCCGGCCGCCCUCUCCCGGGACACGGAUGUACGUGGCGUGUGACAUUCCUGAACAUACUAUGUAUGGUGCUUCAUUGCCAAUGUGCGUGCGGUCUUUGUUCUCCUCCGUGAAAAACUGUGUCUGAGGACAAAGAGACAGUGUCUGUUUGUUCAGUGUGACAUCAAAGCAAGUACUGUAGCACUCGGAGAGGCAGCGAGAAAGCUUCCUUGUCACAGAGAGCGAAAACAAAACCACAAAAAAAAAAAAAUCAAAAAAAAAAUUAAAAAAAAAAAAACCACACAAAAAAAAUCCAAGCCCAACAACAACAACAAACCCACCACAAGAAACAAAAAGACUGAGGUGGGCAACAGAUAGAAGGGCCGUCCUGCAGGACUGACCCUUGAGGGGUAGCCGAUGUUGGCCACUGCCCUGAAUUCUGCCCGUGGGCACAGGUGCUUUUCGCUGAGGACGCCCGGAGCCUGCCUGGGAUGCUGCCCGCUGGUUCCACUAGGCAAGGAAGCCGAACAGCUGGGAGAUGCCCACGGGCCUGGAAGCCGCCACCUCGCUUGAGUCUGCCUAGGACUUUCCAGACGGCCUUACGUGGAACUUCUUUUUCCUUUCCUUUGCUUUCUUUCUCUCUUUCUUUUUUUCUUUUUUUACACCAUAAAGUGAUUAAGCUUUUUCUUUUUAAUUCUCUGCCUAGCUUUUUUUU